AUGGAGCUAGCGGUAGGGCUAAAUUGGGACUCUGAGGUUCUGUGGAAGCAUAUGCGAGAGGCUGCUGAACGGCAGCAACAGCUGGAGCUGGAGCAUGAGCAAGCCCUGGCCAUCCUCAAUGCCAAGCAGCAGGAGAUCCAGUUUCUGCAGCGGGCUCAGGUUGAAGCUAAGAAGGAGCAUGAAGGUGCUGUGCAGCUGUUAGAGGUACUCAUGGCCCUGUUUGAUGACUCGGGUGGUCUGAUGGCUUUCCCCUCAUCAGGGCCUUUGAUGCUCCUCCCUCUGGUGACCCCACUCAUCAUGCGCCUGGUGGACCGUCUGGAAAACAUGAGGAAAAAUGUGGCCGGGGAUGGUGUGAACCACUGCAUUCUGUGUGGAGAGCAGCUGGGCAUGCUGGGAUCUGCCUGUGUCAUGUGUGAAGACUGUAAGAAGAAUGUCUGCACCAAGUGUGGGGUGAAGACCUCCAACAACCGCCCACAUCCGGUAUGGCUGUGUAAGAUCUGCCUUGAGCAGAGGGAGGUCUGGAAGCGCUCAGGAGCAUGGUUCUUCAAGGGUUUUCCCAAACAGGUUCUUCCACAGCCCAUGCCUAUAAAGAAGACCAAGCCCCAGCAGGCUGCUGGUGACGUGGAAGAAAGGAGGGCCCCAGGUCAGAAGCCAGGCCCCGAUCUCCCCUGUGCUCCUGGACGAGGAAGCCAUGGGCCUCCCAUGCGCAGGUCCUCUGAGGCACGAAUGAGUACAACUGCCCGGGACUCUGAGGGCUGGGAGCAUGGUCACGGUGGGGGUGCUGGAGAUGCCAGUCGGAGCCCAGCAGGUGUCAUGGUGCGACGAAGAAGACAAAGACGAAGAAGACUAAGAAGAGAAGAAGACGAACAGAACAGACGAAGAGAACAGGUCCGAGAGCUGGAAGAGAAAUGCUGUGUGCAGAGUGAGCAGUUUAACCUUUUGUCCCGGGACCUGGAGAAGUUCUGGCAACACACUGGGAGUUUUGACCUGCUGGGCAGCAGCUCAGUGGCCUUGCUGGAUGUCCCCUUGGCCCCUGGCAAGCCUUUCCCACAGUACAUGAAUGGACUAGCCACUUCCAUACGCAAAGGUCACGAGGGUCCCACUGGACACUACUCUGUGAUUGGGGACUAUAUCCUGUUGUCUGGGGACAAGCUGGAGCCUCCGUGUGUGAAGCCCUCCUUCCUGUUACGAUCCAGCAGCCCAAGAUGCAGAUUUGAGUCCGAAAUGGACAAUGACUGGAACUCUAACAACUCCAAGCAAAGCAGCUCGGGGAAGGUGCACCUGUGUUUUGCCCGCUACAGCUACAACCCCUUUGAUGGGCCCAAUGAGAACCCGGAAGCCGAGCUGCCUCUCACGGCAGGAAAGUACCUCUACGUCUAUGGAGACAUGGAUGAGGAUGGAUUCUAUGAAGGGAAGCUGUUGGAUGGGCAGAGGGGCUUGGUGCCCUCCAACUUUGUGGAUUUUAUCCAAGACAAUGAGUCACGACUGGCUGGUACUCUGGGGAGUGAGCAGGACCAGAACUUUCUCAAUCAUUCUGGCAUCAGCCUGGAGCGUGAGAGUAUCCUUCACCUUCACUCCCCAACUCAAGUGGACUCGGGCGUCACCGACAGUGGUGGGGGGACUCUGGACAUGAGCAUCGAUGACAUCGGAGAAGACAUUGUGCCUUACCCUAGGAAAAUUACCCUUAUCAAACAGCUUGCCAAAAGUGUCAUCGUGGGCUGGGAGCCCCCCGCUGUACCACCCGGCUGGGGCACCGUGAGCAGUUAUAACGUGCUGGUAGACAAGGAGACACGCAUGAGCCUCGCCCUAGGUAGGAGAACCAAGGCAUUGAUCGAAAAACUUAACACAGCCGCCUGCACCUACCGCAUCUCCAUGCAGUGCGUCAUGAGCCGGGGCAACUCGGACGAGCUACAGUGCACGCUGCUGGUGGGCAAGGAUGUAGUCGUAGCGCCAUCCCAGCUACGUGUGGACAACAUCACACAGAUCUCUACUCAGCUCUCCUGGCUGCCUACCAACAGCAACUACAGCCAUGUCAUCUUCCUCAACGAGGAGGAACUGGACAUCUUGAAGGCCACCAGGUACAAGUAUCAGUUCUUCAACCUCAGGCCUAAUAUGGCUUACAAGGUGAAGGUCUUGGCCCAGCCCCACCAGAUGCCCUGGCAGCUGCCCCUGGAGCAGAGGGAGAAGAAGGAGGCCUGUGUGGAGUUCUCCACACUGCCUGCAGGCUCAGGUUGAAGCUAAGAAGGAGCAUGAAGGUGCUGUGCAGCUGUUAGAGUCGCGACGAAGAAGACGAAGACGAAGAAGACUAAGAAGAGAAGAAGACGAACAGAACAGACGAAGAGAACAGGUCCG
This is a messenger RNA of Chionomys nivalis (European snow vole), 2352 nucleotides long. Its product is annotated as RIMS-binding protein 2-like. Gene Ontology annotation, molecular function: protein binding. Gene Ontology annotation, biological process: neuromuscular synaptic transmission; intracellular protein transport. The record is from RefSeq and is a predicted model, not a curated record. Lineage: Eukaryota; Metazoa; Chordata; Mammalia; Rodentia; Cricetidae.